AGCGGCGGCGGCGGCUGCGGGCGGCGCGCGGGGCGCAGGCACCGGCGAUCGGCGGCGGGGCUCGCGCGGCGGGCAGUGGGCGCAGCUCCCCGGUGCCCGCCCCUCCGCUGCGGGGGGGGGGGCGCGAGCGGGCGGCCGGGGAGGGGCCGGCACCGCCGCCGCAAAAUGAGCCUGCUGUCGGCCAUCGACACGAGCGCCGCUUCGGUGUACCAGCCCGCGCAGCUGCUCAACUGGGUCUACCUGUCGCUGCAGGACACGCACCAGGCGAGCGCCUUCGAUGCCUUUCGGCCCGAGCCGCCCGCCGGCGCCGCGCCCCCAGAGCUGGCCUUCGGGAAGGGCCGCCCGGAGCAGCUGGGCUCGCCCCUGCACUCCAGCUAUCUCAACAGCUUCUUCCAGCUGCAGCGCGGAGAGGCGCUGAGCAGCAGCGUGUACAAGAGCGCCUCGCCCUACGGCUCCCUCAACAACAUCGCCGAUGGCCUCAGCUCCCUCACCGAGCACUUCUCGGACCUGACCCUCACCUCGGAGACCCGCAAGCCCAGCAAGCGGCCCCCCCCCAACUACCUGUGCCACCUGUGCUUCAACAAAGGACACUACAUCAAGGACUGUCCCCAGGCACGCCCCAAAGGCGAGGGUCUGACCCCGUACCAGGGCAAAAAGCGCUGUUUCGGCGAGUACAAGUGUCCCAAGUGCAAGAGAAAAUGGAUGAGCGGGAACUCUUGGGCCAACAUGGGGCAGGAGUGCAUUAAGUGCCACAUCAACGUGUACCCUCACAAGCAGAGACCCCUGGAGAAGCCCGACGGCCUGGAUGUGUCCGACCAGAGCAAGGAGCAUCCCCAGCACCUCUGUGAGAAGUGCAAGGUGCUGGGAUACUACUGCCGCCGGGUGCAGUGAGCCGCCCGCCCGCCAGCCCGCCGGAGGAGACGCCCCUCCCCGUGUCUCUCCAAGGUGCCAAGUGUCCUCGUGCGCGUGGGGGCAGCCUCGCAGCCUUACGUGCCCGGGCAGGGCUGUCUUAGGUUCUUGUCUCGUGUGUGUCGACAAACAGUGUUACGGACGUGGCUGCCCCCCCCGCAGAAAGCCAGCUCUCUGGGACUCUCCGCAGGUGGGCCUGAGGUUGGGGAUGGAGGGGACAAGGUGAGCAGAGGGCAGCACACAGGACCCCGUAAAGUCCUUGGUGUCCCCUGCCGCUGUCUUCCUCUGAGACUCCCUUUGGGGUGAGCAGCCUUGUGUUGGCCACAAGUGCACUAAAUGUACUGUGAAUCCCAAAGCCUGCAGGGGACUGUCACCCCAAGACGAGCCAGGCCUCCUUCUCUGCCCGGAACCUUCCUGUUUGCCCUGUGCACAAAGCCACUCUCAGAGUGCCCUAGGUUUCUGUCCUGUUUGAGUCAGCAGUCCUGGCAGGGCUGACACCUGUUCUAGCAGCUGCUGGGGAGCAGGAUCUCUGCCCCCUGCCCGCCGUGAGCCCCAGACCCCACUGCCUGUGCCAUCGUUAACUUCGCCCACCCUAGACCCAGAGGGCAGGGACCGGGAGGCACUGAAUGUCGGACGGCGUUCCACGGUGGGACCCGGGGCCCAUCAGACGACACCCUCCGCCCCCCGACCCCCCCACGCACACACCUUUCCCUCUCGGGAUUGGAUUUUGUGCUCAGAUUUCAUCAGGCCCAUUCCCUGUCUUUAUCCUUCACCUCUGCCCAUACUGGGGUCCCCCCAUCCAGACCGAGGCCGUGGGGCUGGGCGAGGAAGGCGCUCUGGCAGGACAGACAUGGGCCCCGUGGGCCGGAGACCUAGGUUCCGGUGCUGGCCUGGCUUCUGUACGCUUCGAAGCCUCCGGAAGGCCGUCCCACCUCCGGGCCUCAGCGUGGCCACUGGCUAAGUGGGAGCGGCUCCGGAGGGCACAGGCCCACUUCAGCCCCCGUGUUGUGGGAUUCCCGUGGCGCCCUGUUUGGAGAGGCCACACUGCACGCCGUCACCCCAUCGGUCACUGACAGAGCCAAGGGGUGCCGGUCCUCCCCAGUCACUGCCUGUAACCCCGCCCUGCCCGGUGCCCCCACCCCUGCAAAAAUGAGGGAUCCCCCCCUCACAUAGGGCAGCCCCGAUGUAAGCUACACCGCCUCUUGUUUCUAAAAUGGGGACAACGAUUUCCUACCUCCCAAGGGAGCGGGGAGGCCCUGCGCAAGUCACGUGGGUCCGGGAGACCCUGUCCCGUCCUCCGAGGGUCACGCUCGCCUCUCCCCUCUCUCCCCCGCGAGCAGCCCUAGGUUUAUUGUCCCAUCGUCCUUCCUUCCUCCUGGGGAGAGGGAGAGAGCCGGCUGUCGGCUGUCGGGACUGGGUCACUUGAUUUUGCCCCAACCUCAUGCCUCUGUGGGGGGAAAAAAAAAAAAAAGUUCGACCAUGAAAUGGACCUGAAUUCAGUGUUUACCACGGCUCAAGGUCACCCAGCUGGGGCCCGUCACUUUUUGUUUUCAAAUGAAAAUGCUGUGUCAGACUGAGGAGUUACCGUGAAGUGUUAACCCGGGUCCGGGUCCCGGAGCAAGUUGAAGAGAUGGAGGGAGUGCGUUUGCAGGGGGUGGGGGGGGUGCAGGGGAGACUUCAGGGGGCCCUGCCCUCUGAGCACUAGACAAGGAGCCCGAGCCCCACGGCCGCCUCCGCGCAGCCCACGGGAGCAGAAUGCCCAGCAACCGGCUGCCCCCCCGGGAGUGCCCCCGAGGAAUCCCUCCCAGCUGUCCCCUGCCCCCCCUCUGUCCUGGCCCCGGGCUCUCCGUCCCCGGGGAAGCUGUCACUGUCUGUCAUCCUAGCGCGGCUAACAGUGGUGCCCGCGGGGGGGUGGGGGGGGUUGGGGGUGGGCAGUGUGCUGGUCUCUGCCGUGAGGACCAGGACCCAGAAGCCGGGGGUAGGGGGGUGGGGUGGGGAUGGGGGGGAAACACCUUGGCCCCAGGGGGCCCAGAGCCUACCAACUGUACUGCAAGAGUGGGGGCAGCCCAGAUCCUACAAAGAACCCAGGCUCCAACCUGCUGGAGGCGAGCGGCCUUCCGCGGCCGGCGGGAAAUGGGAUAGCACCCCAAGUGACCUCCUCGGAGCUCUGUCCAGCCGGUGGCCGCAGCCGUGGGCACCGUGGGGGCUGGGCCCUCCUGCCCUGGGGACCCCCCCUCCCGUGCACCCCACUCCCGUGGGCUUGGGCUGGAUCGCGGGGAGCCGUCCGUGGGCAGCAGGAGGCCCUGCCGCCAGGCCGGGGACCGUGGCGAUGCUGUGCUCUGGGGGCCCGAGAGCCCAGGAGACAAGAAGGCGUGUGGCUUGUGUUCAAAAGGGACAAUCGCCUGCAGUUAGUGGAUCUAGCGAUCUAGUUGAGAGAUAACAGUGUUUAACCCAUAUGAAGUAUUCGAUAGUUCUACUUGUGAAUUUGUAUUUAUUUUGAGUUAUACUUGACACAGAAUUCCUUUUUCUUUUUUUUUUUAAAGAAAAAUACUAUGUGUGUAUUUUGAAGAAAAAAAAUCAUAGAUGUUAAAAUUUCUUCUGGUUACCCAUUUUUCUCACAACACUGAAUUUGUUACCUUCUCCGGAAAAAAAUCUUCACAGUGAUUUUUGUCUGUAUAUAUUUGAGGGCCUUUUUUUUCUUAAAAAAAAAAAAAAAAGAAAAGAAAAGAAAAAGAAAAAUAUAAUUGCUUGAUUUUUGAGGCUAAAACACAAAAAGAGGCAUUUUCAAAACUUGGGAGCUUUCAGGAGGGCAAUAGAAUAUCAAAUGAAGAUUUCUGGAAGUAUUUUGCAAACCUUCUGGUCAAGCUGCAAGAAUAUAUUUAUGGUGAGAACUUUUCUCUUUUCUCCUGUUGUUGGUUUCUUUUGUUUGUUUCGUUUUUGUUUUUGGUUUGAUUAUUUUUUUUUUUUUACUAUGCUUUGAUCUGUAAAAAGUAUGCAACGGAACUACAUUAAGAAGGAAAUAUUGUCUACAUAGAAUAUUAUAUGAAGUUGGUACAUAAUUCUGAUGAGGAAAAAAAAAUCUUUGCGAUUCUUUAAGCCAUAUUGUUGUUAUUCUGUGUUGUUUUCCUUGGAUGAAAAUAUCAGUAUUAAGUAGCCAAGCAUAUUAUUCAAGUGCUUAGACUUAUUAAUAUGUCCGUGUCCUGUAUUUAUACGUAUGUGUAUUUUGGAAAGUAUUGCUUUUUUUUUUUUUUUAAGGGAAGCUAUUAUUAGAUACAUAGCAGAAGAAGGGAAUAGUGAUCCCUUUGAGCCUCUUCAGCUGAGGGUAACAAACACAGCAUUGUAAUCCAUUCUCUUGCACCUUCUUAUUAUUAUCUUGUUAUUAUGGUUAUUAACUUUGCGUGGGGUGGGCAGGGAGUGGGCCGGCCGAAGAAGGGGCACAGCAGUGUUACACAGCCAGCGUGUGAGGACGGUCCGGCCCCUGCCUGGUUGGCCAGCUCCGAAGGUGACCUCCUUGGCCUGGUGGAGGGCCCCGGUCAGCAGAGCCCAGGGAGGGAAGAGGAAGCGGGAGGCAGAGUUCUCCACGCCCCUCUUUGGAGCUUUGCCAUCUGAGCCACGCCUCUGGGCCCCAGGCCGUUUGAACUUGGAUUUGUCAACCAGAGCCCUUACACCUGCCCUCCAACAUCUACUAGACUUGAAUCUACUCUAAAUGAAUAUUUAAUCCAACAUCACUACAUGGUAGCCCAGUGCAACAAGUAAUCCUGGAGAGUGGGAGGCCUUCCGGCCUUCGGGGAGGUGGCUGAGCCGUCGCCCAAGGGCUGGCGGCAGGAGGGCUCGUCGCCAUCUGUCGCCAGCCUCGCCGUUGGACCUCCUCCACUCCCACGUGGCGCCCCUGUCCGUGUCUGUAUCUGUUCAUAUGUGUGUGUCCAGCUAAAAAGACAAACGAGAACCCGUGGGCCCGGGCUCGGAGGGUGCAUGGAGAGAGAAGGCUCCCGCCCCCUCCGAAGGGCUGCCCUCGGGAUGGCAUUCCGUUGUGUGCCUUAUUCCUGGAAAACCUGUAUACAGCUUGCCUAUAGCAAUAUAGCCUUUUCAUGCUGUAUUAAAAGAACUUCUAAAAGCAA
This is a messenger RNA of Canis lupus familiaris (dog), 5027 nucleotides long. RefSeq names its product zinc finger CCHC-type containing 24 (gene ZCCHC24). The transcript is spliced from 4 exons. Gene Ontology annotation, molecular function: zinc ion binding; nucleic acid binding. NCBI's taxonomy places the organism in Eukaryota, Metazoa, Chordata, Mammalia, Carnivora, Canidae. The record is from RefSeq and is a predicted model, not a curated record. The coding region runs from base 166 to 891 and encodes 241 amino acids.